AUGGGAUUUUGUGGGUCAGUAGAUAAACCAUUAAAUAAAAUUUAUGGAAACCUCCCUUACAUUGCACCAGAGGUACUACGUGGUAAACAACACACACAAAAGUCAGAUAUAUAUAGCUUAGGAAUUUUAAUGUGGGAGGUUGCAACCGGAGAAGUCCCGUUUAAUUAUAUUAAACACAAUCAUGAUUUGGCCCUAGCAAUUAUUAGCGGUAUACGCCCAAAGAUUUAUCAAAAUAUUCCUGCGGAAUAUGUUCGGAUAAUGAAACAAUGUUGGGAUGCAAUCCCUGAAAAUAGACCAGAUUUAGAUACGAUUAAUAGGAGAUUUCGAGAUUUACGAAAGGAAGCGUACAAAGAAGAAUCUCAACAAAAUAAAAUCCAACUUAGACCUUCCAGAACAUAU
This is a messenger RNA of Acaulospora colombiana, 399 nucleotides long. NCBI's taxonomy places the organism in Eukaryota, Fungi, Glomeromycota, Glomeromycetes, Diversisporales, Acaulosporaceae. The record is from the annotation of a GenBank genome assembly.